Messenger RNA from Nezara viridula (southern green stink bug), 4444 nucleotides. The record is from the annotation of a GenBank genome assembly. NCBI's taxonomy places the organism in Eukaryota, Metazoa, Arthropoda, Insecta, Hemiptera, Pentatomidae.
GUUAUAUUGUUUUCAGGUUUAGUGAUAAUUCAUUGAUAUGUAGGAUAACAAAAUAUAUAAGCUAAAUUAUUAUUUAUACCUAAUAAUUUUGAGUUGAAAUUUUCUAAAUCUAUUUUCGUAUAAAUAUUUGAAAUAUGUUUAUACUAGGGUCUAAUGGAUGUUGAUUAUCAUAUGUACACAACACAUGCGUUAUGGAUAUUGCUAACUAUUUCUCUUGGAUUAAUAGCUAUGUAAAGGAUAAAAUUAUUGAAUGGUCCUCAGUGACAGGGUGGGAGUACAAAGACAAUUGGCAGACAAUAUUUUUGGUCUUAUUGUUUUCAUCAUCUCUUAUUGGAAUCAUCUUUAUAUUUCUAAUUAAGAAAUGGAAAACCAAGGUUUUACCAGAAGUAAAAAAAUUGGUUGGAGUGGGGCAGUCUCGGCCAAGGUUCAGAAAAAGAGACAAAGUGCUAUUUUAUGGUCGAAAAAUGUUAAGAAAGAUGAGAUCGAUUUCUGGCCAAGUAAAACAAGGGAAAAAAAGAAAGCUGGUUUUAAAAUUUGCCAACCGAAUUUUACGUCUGAAAAAGGAUUCAGAGAGGCCUCUCACCAUAAAUACCUUGGAACCCCCUGCAGAAUACCUCCAGGAGGAACAGAAAGAAGACCAGAGAGUUCCACCUGAUGCUUUCUAUAUGUUACAAAGUAUCAGGGUUUUUGGUCAUUUUGAGAAACCGAUUUUUUUAAAGCUCUGUAAGCAUACUGAUAUUCUUAAUUUGCCUGCUGGAGCGUAUUUGUUUAAAGUUGGCGAUCCUGAUGAAAAUGUGUAUGUUGUACAAAAUGGAAAAGUGAGUGUAUUUGUUACCAGCGCAGAUGGUUCAACAAUAUCAUUGAAGGUUGUUAAAACUGGAGAUUCGGUCACAUCGCUGCUUAGUUUCACUGAUGUUUUAACUGGGCAUCCUCAUCCGUACAAAACUGUUUCUGCUAAAGCUGUCGAAGAUUCGACUGUUGUCAGACUUCCAAUGGCUGCAUUCCAAGAGGUUUUUACCGAGUAUCCAGAUUCAUUUAUCAGGAUAAUGCAAGUUAUCAUGGUCCGACUUCAGCGAGUGACAUUCACAGCUCUACAUCAAUAUCUUGGUUUGACAUCUGAGCUGAUUAAACCGCAGUCAAAAGAGAAAAAGAAAACUGGUUCACCUGUGAAAGGUGGAGCACGAUGGGAGGCCAUGCUGCCCUCUAACAUUGAAUCGUUUGUUGUCCACAAUCAAGUAGAAGAUGAUAACGAUCUACCUUUGCCAAAAACAAAGAAAUCUCAAUCUGCUUUUGAUCUCAAAGUUAGUCAUGAUCUUAAAUUACAUCUGCUUCAGCAGUAUGAGCAAAGGAUAUUAGAGGAUCAUCAGUAUCAACAUCAAGAUCCUACAAACGCUCAGAAGCUGUUGCAUGACCACUUGCAACAGCAAGAUUUGCAGCAGCCUACAGAUUCAACUAUCAAAGGCGUUUCUAUGAAAAAAGGGAUUGAAAACUUAGAUAGCGAAGUACUUAGGAAGCUUGCUACAGAAGCCUUUGUUCGUGAACUUGGUUUAGAGGACAGUAGUUUGUUAGAUGGAAAUAUUGACAUCCGAACUGUUCCUCCGAAUACACAUCUCAUGAGAGAUGAUGCACAUAAAGAUAUCGCAUUAUUAUAUCUUUUGGGUGGAUUGCUUAAUGUAUCUCAGAAUUCAGCAGAAGAGGAAGAUGAAGUACACAUGUUCACAGCGCAUCCUGGUGAAGUUGUUGGAGGGUUGGCAGUUCUCACUGGGGAACCUUCUUUCUUCAGCAUCAGGACAAAAACCGCAGCUUGUGUUGCCAUGAUAUCAAAAACUACUAUUUAUAACAUCUUAAGGGAAAAACCUGAAGUAGUUCUGCAUAUAGCUCAUACAGUUGUGAGAAGGCUCUCUCCAUUUGUUCGACAAGUUGAUUUUGCUCUUGACUGGGUGUUCCUUGAAAGUGGGCGAGCUGUUUAUAGACAAGGAGAUGAGUCUGAUUGUACAUACAUUGUAUUGAGUGGUCGAUUGAGAUCUGUCAUUACACAUUCCAAUGGGAAGAAGGAACUAGUUGGUGAAUAUGGUAAAGGAGAUUUAGUUGGAAUCGUUGAGAUGGUGACACAGAGUCCAAGAAGUACAACUGUGAUAGCCGUUAGAGAUUCUGAACUUGCUAAACUCCCUGAAGGUCUGUUCAAUGCCAUCAAGUUGCGUUUCCCAACAGUUGUGACUAGGUUGAUAAACCUUCUAGGUCAUCGAAUCAUAGGUUCUUGGCAAAAUCCAACUUCAGGGUUAGGUAAAGUUGAUAGUAGAUCUGCUCACAAUAAUUUUAGCACUGUGGCUAUUGUUCCUGUCUCUGAUGAUCUACCAUUAUCAGCGUUCACCUAUGAAUUAUAUCAUUCCCUCACUGCCAUUGGCUUGACGAAACGUUUGACUUCUGAUAUAGUUCGUAAGGAAUUAGGUCUUAGUGCAAUGGAUGCAAGCCAAGAAUAUCGGCUUACUUCAUGGCUAGCUCAACAAGAGGAUGCCCAUAGAAUAUGUCUUUAUCAGUGUGAUCAUGGUGUUACUCCAUGGACACAGCGGUGCCUGAGGCAAGCAGAUUGCGUCCUGAUCGUAGCUCUGGGAUUCAAAGAGCCAACCAUUGGAAAGAUUGAAUUGGAAAUUGAGAGGUUAUCCAUAAGGACACAAAAGGAAUUAGUUUUACUUCACAAAGAGGGUGUUGAACGUCCUAACAAUACUAUUGAAUGGUUAAAUAUGCGCCAAUGGAUAUCAUCCCAUCAUCAUAUUCUAUGUUCCAAAAGGAUGUUUUCGAGACGAUCUCAAUUCAGAGUUAAUGAGCUGUAUGCAAAGGUUCUAAUGUCUGAUCCUAACAUACAUUCUGACUUUGCGAGACUUGGUCGUUGGCUGACCGGAACUUCUAUAGGGCUUGUUUUAGGAGGAGGAGGAGCUAAGGGAGCGUCACAUGUUGGAAUACUAAAAGCAUUAGAGGAAGCUGGAAUUCCAAUAGACAUGGUGGGCGGUGUGAGUAUCGGAGCCUUUAUUGGUGCUUUGUGGUGUAUGCAUCGGGAUACUGCUACAGUAACACAAAAAGCCCGUGAAUGGUCAAAGAAAAUGAAUCAGUGGUGGACUUUACUUUUUGAUCUGACCUAUCCGGUCACGUCAAUGUUCACUGGUCGAGCAUUUAAUCGAACUAUCCAAGGCACAUUUGGUGAGACUCGUAUAGAAGACCUGUGGGUCCCUUAUUUUACUCUAAGUACUGACAUAACAACGAGUGCUAUGCGGGUUCAUAGACACGGGGUGUUGUGGCGCUACGUGAGGGCUUCGAUGUCUCUCUCCGGCUACAUGCCUCCAUUGUGCGACCCGGUGGAUGGCCACCUCCUCCUAGACGGGGGAUACGUCAACAAUUUGCCAGCUGAUGUAAUGCGGAGUGAAGGAGCUAGCCAUGUAAUUGCCAUUGACGUGGGAUCGUUGGACGACACUGAUCUAACGAAUUACGGCGACUACUUGUCCGGGUGGUGGGUUCUUUGGAAGCGCUUCUAUCCUUUCACUACGCCUGUCAAAGUUCCUAAUCUACCUGAGAUACAAUCACGGUUAGCAUACGUAUCCUGUGUCCGACAGCUUGAGGAGGUGAAGGCUAGCGAUUACUGCGAAUAUAUCCGUCCGCCCAUAGAUAAAUACAAAACUUUACAGUUUGGAAGUUUUGAUGAAAUCAAGGAAGUUGGUUAUUCUCACGGAAAGGCAUAUUUUAGUGAAAAGACUACAAUUCGUCCCUUAGCUAGAAAACACAGUAUAGGCCAAGCCGAUGCGCUCAAAAAAUCUUCUGUACCAAAGUCAACCUACAAGUUUACAGAUCUUGCUCAAAUGGUCUGCAAAGUUCCUACGCAAAAGGCUGAUGGGGACUCUUCAUCCGACUAUGAAGGAGACGAGGAAUAUGGUCAAGAAGGUGAGGGGUACGCUUCAGAAAUGGGAUAUGCUUCUGAACCUUCAGCACAUUUCCUUCAUAGAGAUUCGACGAAGCUUCUGCGGCGAAGUGGUGUUUCACUCUCCUUAUCCGAACCUGAACCAGAUUCUGAAUCUGAGUUGGAGAGGGAGAAACCUUCAAGAGCCUCAUAGUUGAUAACAGUUAUUAUGUUUACCUCAGUUAUUUUUAUAAAAUUAUUACAAUUGUUUGUCAAUAACACAUUUUAUAUUUAUGUUUCAAAAUAUAAGUAGUAUAAACAAAUUCAAAUUUAUUUGAAUGUUAUUUAGGUAUUUGUUAAGUCAACAGUUUGAUUUAUUUUGUGUGUUAAAGCUAUUGUUAUUGAAAUGAAGGAAUGUUUUUUUUUUUAUUUUUGUAGAAUUUUUUAUUUUGUAAACUUUUGAACAAAUACAAAUUUUGUUAUUUUUGUAAAACGUAUUUUAAAAAAAUCAUGUAUAGUUAUUAAGAUGCUAUUUAUUUGCAUUGUCUAAUGGAUAUG